AUGUAUUUAACUGAAUUACCUGAUGUUGCCUUAAUAAAAAUUUUUCGGACAUUUACUCAUACAGAAUUAAUUCGUUUUUAUCAUAAUUUUCAUUCAUCAAAACGUAUACAAAAUUUAAUAGCUCAUAGUUCAUGUUUAUGGACACAUAUUCAUAUUGAAUCAACUGUUGAUUAUAAUUUAUUUACAUAUUUUGCUCGUUUAUUAAUUUCAAAUUCGUCAACAACUCGACAAUUAAUAAUUGAUGAACUUGAUAUAAUUUGCCGAAAAAUUCUAUAUGAUAAUGGAUUUUCUUUAAAAAAAUUUUCUCAACUUGAACAAUUGAUUAUACAUGAUGAAUAUAUUUGUAAUACAAUACAAUCGCUUCAUUUUUGUUCAUCAACAUUAAAAAAUUUACGUUUAACAAAUGAUCAUAGCAAUUUAAGCCAUAUAAAUAGUUUAGAAAAAUUAAAUAAUUUACAAAUAACACUUUAUUCAACAAAUAUGUUACAAAAUCAAUUUAAUUAUUUAAAAAAUUUACAUUUAAAAAUAAUGUUUGAUUAUGAUCACAAUUCUCGUGCAAUAUUUUCCCGUUUACCAAAUAAAUACUUAGAAAUUUUAACACUUAAAUUUCUUUUAGUAAAUAAUGAUGUGAAUUUUUCCAAUGAAUUUAAUAAUUAUUUAAAUUCAUGUCAUUAUCUUCAUACAUUAGAAUUAUCUUAUUUACAUGGUAUGUGUCCAUUAUCUUUGCAUACAAAUAUUAAUUACUCAAAAUAUCAACGAAUUAUAUUUAUUAAUAUAUGUCAUUUAAAUCAAAUGAAAGAUUUUAUUGAAUUAAAUCAAUAUGAAUUACCAAUAGAAUAUUUACAAUUAAAUUCCUCAUCGAAUAUAAAUCGAUAUGGAUCCUAUAUUCAACAUACAAAUUGGUAUACACGUCAAUUAAUAUCAAUUGAUUAUAUUCAAUGUGUAACAACAUCAAUGAACCUUUUGAAUGAACAUAAUAUGAUUUGGUCAGAUAAAAAUCAGAAACCACAGUCAUUUGAAUCUUAUAUACUUCGAUCAAUAUAUAAUGUACCUUAUUUAAUGUCAUCAGUUCGAAAUUUAGCUAUUAGUAAAUUUGAAUUAAGUCUUGAUGGUUUAGUUACAUUAAUGACUAGUUUUCCAUUAUUAUCUGAUUUAAUCAUAACCGAUGGAAAAAUCGAUCAAAUGGGUUCAGGAAUGUGGGAUUUAAAACGAAUAUUUCACACAAUAACAAAUGUAUCUCAAUCAGUUAUACAAACAAUUGUAAUGAAUAAUAUUCAAAUGUCACGUCGAACUGCUGUACAAUUAUGUUUAAUUACUCGACAAUUAAUCUCAUUAACAUUAAAUGAUGUUAGAAUAUUAGAUAAAAUGAUUACUUUAGAACAAAAUAAAGAUAAUAACCGUCCAAGUUUUCUUAUUCUCUUGAAACAAAUUGCUCAACAUAGCAACCAAUUUAAAUGGCCUAAUUUAAAAUCAUUCACAAUAGGUAAAAAUAUGAUUAAUCGUUCUAAUCUUUCAUCAUUUAUUCCUUUACAUAUUAAUACUAUUUAUUCAAUAAAUAUCAAUCAUUUACAUUUUAUUCUACAUUAUCAUACAUUAUCUGAAGCAACUGAUAUAUUUUUAAAAUCAAUUAAAAAAUUAAUAAAAAUUUAUCCAAAAUUAACAUCAUUUAUUAUUGAAUUUGCAAAUAAAUAUGAUGAACAUUUUCUUCUACGAAAUCAAUUAAAAACAUUAUUAGAAUUAAAUUUAAAUAGAAAAGUAUAUGUUUAUUCAACGAAAGAUGAUCGAGCUUUUCGAUUUUGUUUUGAUACAAAUUUAAGUAUUGAAGAUAAUGAUAAUGAUGAUGAACAAACGUCUUCUAGUCAAUGUAAUCGAACGUUUUGUGGUAUACCGUUAUUUCAAAUUAAAAAGCAACGAAAAUCACAUGUUUUUUUAUAA
This is a messenger RNA of Adineta steineri, 1935 nucleotides long. The record is from the annotation of a GenBank genome assembly. Lineage: Eukaryota; Metazoa; Rotifera; Eurotatoria; Adinetida; Adinetidae.